AACCCUCAAGAGGAAGUCCUCUGUUGAACUGAGACAUUAAAAGUCUAACCGCCAUAGCUAAUUUGGAUCGUAAGCAACCAAAUGAAUGAAUGGGAGCAACUGUGGUCUUGGCAAGUCCAGAAACAUAUAGAUAAUGUUCUUUGGGAGCAGAAAAAUAAAUAUUUAGAAACAAACCCAUUUACUAAAAAUAUUUAAAAAGAAGAAGGGAAAUAACAUAUGUUGAGUGCUUCCCAUGUGCAAUUCCAGUGUGAGGGCUGGAUGUUUUACACAUUAUCCCUGUUAAUCCUUGCAAGAACACACAGGAGAAGAGCAUCAUUGGCCCCAUUUUACAGACUGAGAAGCUCAGGUCAGGAAAGUUAAAGUUUUCUAGAUCAUACCCAGAAAGUAUCUGGCUCAGGGUUGAUCUGAAGAAACUAAGUUAAAACUUUGCCUUUUAGGUUACAUAUGAGGAUAAUUUACUAAAACAUCACGCUAUGCAGAAAAACUCCAAGAGGAACAAUAAUUCAAGAAGUUCUGACAUAGACUUGAACUCUGUGGAUGCUGAGAAGGCAAAAAAAGAGAGUCAAAAUAACUUUGUUGAACUGCUGCCUCCAGAAGUUACUUUUAAAAUUUUCAGUCAGCUGGACAUUCGGAGUUUGUGCAGGGCUUCAAUGGCAUGCAGGAGCUGGAAUUACACAAUAAGAAACAGUGACUCUUUAUGGAAACCUCAUUGCUUGACCGUAAGAGCUGUGUGCCAAAGAGAAAUAGAUGAUGAUCAAAAAAGGGGUUACUCCUGGAGGGUAAUACUACUGAGGAAUUACCAGAAGAGUAAAGUGAAAUAUGAAUGGUUAAGUGGCAGAUACAGCAACAUAUGUUCUUCUGUUAGCCUACCAGAAAAAAUCAUGUACCCGAUGGAUGCAGAUACGUGGGGGGAGAUUCUAGAAGCAGAACUGGAAAGAUAAGCAGAAAAAUCACAAACAUCUCAUAAAUUUGAGAGUUUAAAACAACUCGUAAGUUGCAAAAGGUAUAUCUUUAUCCAUUCAGUUUUUUUGUUCACCUUUUUAAUGUUUAACAUUCAAAAGAAAACUAAGUGGAAAAUAUGAUAAAAGUAAAGCUUUGUUUUUAUUUUGCACUUUAGUAAAAAAUAUUUUUCUGGUUUUAUUGUAAUGUGGAAAAAUCAUGAAAUGUUAUUUAUAUAAGAAAUACUGUACUGAUAGAGUGAUAUCAAAAUGUAUUGUUUCAUGUAUUUGUAUUAGUAUAUUGCAGUACUUUAAUAAAGAUAAGAGAGUUUGGUAUUUU
Messenger RNA from Ceratotherium simum simum (southern white rhinoceros), 1278 nucleotides. It is a transcript of the gene FBXO48, whose product is annotated as F-box protein 48. The record is from RefSeq and is a predicted model, not a curated record. NCBI's taxonomy places the organism in Eukaryota, Metazoa, Chordata, Mammalia, Perissodactyla, Rhinocerotidae. Gene Ontology annotation, biological process: SCF-dependent proteasomal ubiquitin-dependent protein catabolic process. Gene Ontology annotation, molecular function: protein binding. Gene Ontology annotation, cellular component: cytoplasm; SCF ubiquitin ligase complex.